Molecule: messenger RNA, 2593 nt
Organism: Chenopodium quinoa (quinoa)
Lineage: Eukaryota; Viridiplantae; Streptophyta; Magnoliopsida; Caryophyllales; Amaranthaceae
Exons: 2
Coding region: 356-1114 (252 amino acids)
Molecular function (GO): zinc ion binding
Source: RefSeq, a predicted model, not a curated record
UAUUGCUCUCUGCUGUGGGAAUAGAUGGCAAUAAUGAGAUCUUCCCCAUAGCAUAUGUUGUAGUUGGCCAAGAAGACAAGCAGUCAUGGACCUACUUCUUUUGGCAUUUGCUGAACAUUGUAAAAGAUUCAUCAAGAGGGCAUUGGACUAUUAUUUCUGAUAGGCAAAAGGCAAGUGUUUGUUGCUUUUUUCAAAUUUUCAUUCUUUUUUUUUAUAUGCAAACAUACAAAUGCUCAUGCUGUAAUCAUUGUUUCAGGGAGUUGAACUUGCACUAGAACAAGUAUGGCCAAAAGCUGACAGGAGGUUCUGCUGUAGGCAUCUAAGUAGAAACUACAAGAAGCUAUUUCCAGGCCCUAUGAUGUAUGUUCUAUUCUGGAGAGCAUGCAAUGCUUCUUCAGCUUUCACAUUCAGGAAAGCUAUGGAGAAGUUGCAGAAAGCAGGAGGAGAUGAUGUCAUGACUUGGUUUGCAGAAUUGGGAGAGAAGACUAAGUGGAGUAAGCAUGCAUUUGACCCAAAUGUUUGCAAUGACUCCAAUACAUCCAAUUUUGUAGAGAGCUUCAACUCUACUCUAGGGGUGAAUAGGUGUAGGCCUAUUUUGACUUUGCUAGAAGGAAUAAGGAGGGUAUGUAUGGUUAGAAUAGCAACAAGAAUGGAGAAUGCAAAGUCUUGGAAUGAUGAAGACAUAACUCCAAAAAUUGUGAAGCUAGUGAAAGAAAUAGGAAAAGCUAGCUCAAAAUGCAGAGUAUUCAAGUCCAGCCCAGGUGAAUAUGAAAUUCAUGAGGGAAGAUCACAAUUUCCUCUCAGCUUAAACAAGAAAGUUUGUUCUUGUGGGGCAUGGCAACUGACAAGUGUGCCUUGUAGGCAUUCCAUUAGGGCUUGCAUUGAUGCCAAGUUGGACCCACAUGACUUUGUCAGUUCCUGGUACUCUGUGAAGACUUAUAAGCAAGCUUACAGUGUCUGUAUCAACCCAAUUCCUGACAUAGAGCAAUGGCCUGCAGAUGAGUCAGGUAGAAUCAUCAUGCCUCCUAAGAUGAAGAUGGGAAUCGGAAGACCAAGCAGGAACAGAAAGAGGGAAGAAGGUGAGGAGCAACCUGGAAAAAGGUCAAAACAGUGAAAUGCAGCAAAUGUGGUUGCUUUGGGCAUAAUAAGACAACCUACAAGGGAGGCUUAACAGGAAAAGAGUUGAAGACAAAUGAGUCUGUUGUCAUCAAGAACCCUAGGGUCAGAGACCAAAGUAAUGCAGCAAAGGCAGCUAAGGCAACAAAGCAAUCUGAAGCACUUGGAUCUCAGUCUGCAGCAACUCAACCUUCAGCAUCUCAAGCAGCAGCUUCAACCAAAAAAACUAAGGGAAAGAAGGGUAGACCCUCAGCUGAGCAACAAACAGUGCUGACAGCCUCACAGUUGCCUAGCCAACCAAUCCAGAUGUCUCAAGGAAACUCUCAAAGCUAGCAAGUGUUCUGUUUUGCAAAGUAGUAGCAAAUGCUUUUUUUGGUGAUUUGGAUAGAAAGUCAAAAUUUGUAGUCAACUCUAUAUGUUUUGAAUUUUUUUGCUGAACUUACAUGGUAAUGUUGAAGAAUUAUGCCAUUUUGUCUAUAUUAAGAAUGGUGGCCACAUUUUGAAUGAUUUUCCAGACUUUAAUGAAUGUUGGCAACUGAUGCCAUUUUGUUCAGCUUGUUAAUUUUAGUUGAUCUCAAUGAUUGAUUCAUUCAAAACCAAGAAAAUACAACCUUACUCAAUCAAAAUGCAAAUUAUUUUUCCAUUUUCAUUCAAAACCAAGAAAAUACAACCUUACUUUUAUAAUUUGUUCCUAGUACACUUAGUCUCUGAAGUACAUGGCAACUAAAUACACAAUGCUCAUUUCAGGGUUACAAACAGUAAAAUAAGAUACAUCACAAGAGCAAUUCUAACAACCAUAUAAACAUAGCUUGCAAACUCAUAUGCUUUGUCUGUGAAAUCAAUAAAUUCCUCUCUUAAUACUCUCAAAUUGGAUGAUUCUUCAUGAUUGGCUAUAAUUUGAUCUUCAGGAACCCACAUGAACAAACCACAAUGCCUGCACUUGUAAUAUGACCUCCCUGGAUUCGAAAUUGAGUCAGACACCCUAAUAUCAGCAAGUCUUGGUGGAUUACAAUUGCAUUGAAUUCGUCUCACCCACAUGGACCUCCCAAAUCUGCUGCCAGAAGAGGAACCACUGCCUGCAGAACCAGCCAUGUCAGAACAGCAGGGACCAACAGAAAUAAAAAGAAAAGAAGAAGAGGUGAGCUCGAAAAAAUGGAGGGGAAAUUUUAUGGAGAAUAGAAGAGGGAAAGUGGGGUUUUAUAGGGAGAGAAUAAGGGUUGGGAAGUUGGAGGGAAAUAACAGCAACAUUAAGGGGGAAAUUUUGGAGGGAAAUGAUUAAAAAAAUGGGGGUAUAUUAGUCAUUUCAUCUAUUACUAAGCCUAAAAUGUGAAUAAAAUAAGUUAUUAACGUCUUAUUAACAGACUUAAUCACGUCAAUUAUAAAGUCAAAACCUCAAGUGUAUCAGCAGGAAGUCAAAAAAAAAAUGUGGUACCGCUGAGAAAAGUCAAUACCUGGAGUGUAUCAAUGGGAAUUUCCC